AUGAGUGAAUCCGGCGAAGAUUGGACGGACGACGAACUCUUCCACUCGGAUGACGAGUCAGACUCAGACACUUCUCAGAUCAUGUACCAGCAAGAUAUUGGCUUACAUUUACUCGAGGCGGAAACAAGCCCACCUCAGAAGGCUGAAAUUUUGACCGCUCAAACAAACAAAUCUCGCAGCAAAUCUCGCACCGAGAAAGUCGGCAAGAAGGGUAAAAAGACAUUUGGACUGCCUCUUGAUCGUCCAUCAUUUCAAACUUUCAUCGACCACGGAACUACCCUUGAUCGCCAAGGUUAUCCCCUUUUUCCCAAUGGAUCAACCGUUUUCGUAAAACAGCCGAAACAAGAGUGUGCCAAUUGGCUCACUGUUGGUUUUGUUAGCACGACUUCAGGAGGUGGUACCAGCAAGCGACCUGACUGGCGGACAGUCCGUUUCACUUGCCUAGGCGUCGUUGUUUGCAAUAACCCUGAUUGCGACAAUCUUGGUGCACCGCCGACUGGCAAAGGCAAGAUUGACGCAUGGUUAUCUAAACCACGGAAGUGUGACGCGGCACUUUGCAACGAUUACCUCCGACUCAUUAAGUGCAAAGACACCAUCUGUCGGGUGGAUGAGCACAUUCCAUCUGGAUGGGGUGUUUUACGACACUCAGGUGUUCAUGACCAUCCUUGGCCAAGACGUAGGAAGCCAGACAAGCUCGCUUUGGAAGACUUUGCUCAAAAGGUAAUUGAGAAUCCCAAUAUGGGACCUUUGCAACAUAAAGUUGGUCGGGCCCCCGCGGGAAAAGGCGAAAUCACCACGGCUCGCAAUUACCACCCUUCGUUGGCCAAUCUGCAUCGCUUAGGGUAUUAUCGACGUUGGAUUCUGGUGAACAACGGAAUCAUUCCUGAGAAGAAAAUCCCGGGUUCAGGCGACAAUUUCAUUUUGGACAUGGAAACUUGGGCUGAUGUAUAUACCGGUGGACUUUUAUCGGAUGUAACUUACAAAUUCUUUGCAAAUGGAUAUUUGCUCUCAACCUCAAUGUACAGUGACGUACUUCAGAGGUGGAUACCAAUUCAAUUGACAUGGUUAAGAGGACUCAGUCAAAAGCAUUAUCUAGCUCACUUCAAAACAUUGAUGAAGCAGAUCAAAGAUUCCGACCUUUCAGUUGAAGAACGCGAUACACUUGUUCGAAAUGUGGUGGAUUUCUCCUUAGCUCAGAAGAAUGGUUUCAUUAGCGCGUAUAUGUCAGUUUUCAACGAGACGGAUCACAAUGUCGCAUUGUCAAAGCUGCGCGGUUGCAAAGAACAUUUCAGGCAACAAAUUACACGUUUGAAGAGGAACAAUGCGAUCAUUCCACGCGGUAAAGAGGGUGAUUUUGAAGACCUUGCCAUGAGUUUGUGCGACCGAGAUGUUCCAGGAGGAAAAACUUACGAUGAAAAGGUGGACACAUUACGAAGGGAUUUCCCCCAAACUAAACGGUGGAUAGAUUGGUGGCAAGCGAGCAACAUUCAGGCGAUGUUAUUCAAAUCGCGACGGAAGCAAAUUGAUGAUGAUGGCCUUGAUGAUGAUAUGCCCGAAACUACCAAUGCCCAGGAGUCAAUUCACCGGGUUUAUUACAUGAUUUCUGAAGGUAACUGUACCGUUCAAGUGGGACUUGUGCAACUUUACGCUUUGGUCAUGAGCCUCCAAAAGGAUCACGUUGACCUUUGUCGAGGUGUCACCAUUGCGUACGGAUCUACUAAGAAUUAUGAGAAAGUAGCGCAAAUUCUUGGUUGGGCCAAAAAGACCAGGAAAAAUCGUGAACCAAAGAAUGAUGGACAACCUCCCGACACAACAGAGGCUCUUCUGGGUGUUGUUUCCAAAAAAAAAAAGGUGGGCCGCCCAAAAGGAUUGCUCAACGUAGACCGCAACCCAGUGACAACCUUCCAAGGUUUCAGAAGUUCCACGGUAACUGGUCGCCGCAACAGAUGCUGGAUGAACUCGAUGUCAGAGUGUCUAUACGCGCUUUCGACUCCUUUUUGGUUCACCGGUUCAAAAGGGAAGUCACUUCACGUCUACAACGUCUUGAUGAAUCUCUUUUCUACACGCGCAACAUGGGAAGUACACCAAUCCGGCAACAUCCGUACCAUACUUAAACAAAAGGCAAAUGUAAUUGCAGAUGAAGAUGAAGACCACAAAGAAGAACAACCAGUGAAAUCACCGUCGAAAAAGGACGAUGAUGAAGGUCAAUUGACCGGGAAGGGUCAAGAAGUGAAACCGCCAGAACGGAGAGUUAGAGCCAAACCGUACAAACGAAAGUUAAAUGACAACAAAGAUGAAGAACCUCCGCCAACAAACAUGCAAUCCAAGAAACUUCGGGUCAACUUACAUCCUGCGGCCAAUGUCGCAGAAACCGCCGCUGAUACACACGAGGUUGCUGAAACAAAACCAACAUCAAGCCCUUCCAAAGGUCAAGGUCCAAAAAAAUUGAAGGGUUGGAAAGGGUAUGCCUUGAUUGAUGUGGAAGAUGAUGAUAAGGAAGAGGUUAAGGGAUCCAGUCAAGAGAAUGGUCACGGAAACGGUAAAUUGCGGAAGUCAAAGCUCCCUAUGUUUGCGGUGUAA
Molecule: messenger RNA, 2580 nt
Organism: Melampsora larici-populina 98AG31
Lineage: Eukaryota; Fungi; Basidiomycota; Pucciniomycetes; Pucciniales; Melampsoraceae
Exons: 8
Coding region: 1-2580 (859 amino acids)
Source: RefSeq, a predicted model, not a curated record